AUUUGAUCGAACGUCAUGUAAGUUAACGAGUGUUUGAAUUUAAUGUUUAUAUUUUGUACUUUAAGCUUUAAAAGCACAUUUGCACGGCGAAUUAGUAUUAUGAAUCUCAAUUAAAAGCUAUCGAUGUAAUAAUUUUUUAUAAAUAUCAUAAUUCAUCUAAGCUUUGACGGCGAAGAGAUUUCAUUCAUUGUUUUUAAUAUUAAGCAAAGCAGUUUUAAAAAAAUGGUCUUAAAGAAGAUUUAUACUCUUGUGUUUUUACGAAAUGAAAAGAAGAUUUUAUUAGGAUUGAAAAAACGUGGUUUUGGGAUUAACAAAUGGAACGGUUUUGGCGGCAAGGUGGAACAAAACGAAUCUGUUAUAGAGGCCGCGAUAAGAGAAAUGAAAGAAGAAUGCUGUGUAACUGUUAAGAAAGAUGAUUUGAAGAGUGUCGGACAAUUAGAAUUUACUUUCGAAGGGGACCCAGUUAUGAUGGACGUUCGAGUGUUCUCAGGAGUUGUUUAUUAUGGAACCCCUACUGAAACUGAGGAAAUGGCGCCGAAAUGGUUUACGUACGACAGUAUCCCUUUCGAUGACAUGUGGCCAGAUGACAGACUGUGGUUCCCUUACAUGUUAAAUAACAAACUGUUCUAUGGCAAAUUUCAUUACAAAGAUUUAGACACAAUAUCGAACUAUGAUAUUCGAGAACUCAAAUCAAUGGAUUCAUUCUACGCUUCUAGAGAACAGAAUAUUUCUCCGAAAGAAAAAAAUUAAAUGGGAAAAUUAAUUACUCUAUUUUGUUCCUUUAUUAUUUGUCUUAAUUAUUGUGAUAUUAGAAGUUGAUAUUCAAAUCUUCAAGUUAGUCACCUACUGUUUAUACCUAAAAUAAGAUUUCAAAAUGGGUUUGACUCGGUUGAAAAAAUCUCAUUCGUAGUUUAUCAACUUUCAUAACAUGCUUUAGAUAAAAGUUCAAGUGAUCUUCAUAGAAUUAAGAUUAAUACAAAUAACAUAGUUUUUUUGCUGCUUCUGUUUGAACCACCUUUCUCUAAAUUAUUUCUUGUUAUACAACCUUGGUCUUAUAUUUAUUAUUAUGUAAGGGCAUUAAAGUUAUAAUUUAUGAA
Danaus plexippus (monarch butterfly) is the source of this 1097-nucleotide messenger RNA. Its product is annotated as oxidized purine nucleoside triphosphate hydrolase-like. Gene Ontology annotation, molecular function: 8-oxo-7,8-dihydroguanosine triphosphate pyrophosphatase activity. The transcript has a single exon. NCBI's taxonomy places the organism in Eukaryota, Metazoa, Arthropoda, Insecta, Lepidoptera, Nymphalidae. The record is from RefSeq and is a predicted model, not a curated record. The coding region runs from base 223 to 750 and encodes 175 amino acids. Gene Ontology annotation, biological process: DNA protection.